AAAAAAACCCAAUCAAAUCCUAACCCUCUUCCUCUACUUCUGUGGAGAAUAAACAAUGGAAAUCUGAAGAUCCCAUCUUCACCAGCCAAAGACUCUCUCAGUUUUUUAAUGGCUUCCUUCAUUUUCUGCAUCAAAUGGUAGAAAGGUUCAUCCAUUACCUGGAAAAAGAAGAAAAGGAGUGAGUGGUUAUUGAGUAUAGUAUCUCAUUUCCUGAGAUGCCAAGAUUUUUAAAUGAAAUGAAGCAAAAGGAUGGUUAUCUGAUAUACCCAUCUCCCCUUUCACCUUUUGAUGGUGGCACUGAUCCAAAAUCAAAUGAUUCUACACCAUCGCCAUCAUCAUCUUCUUCUUUCAGCAGUAUCAGCCCAAUCCUUCUUCUAGUUAUAGUGAUUCUAGCAGUCAUCUUUUUCAUCUCUGGUUUACUCCAUUUGCUCGUUCGAUUUCUACUAAAAAGAUCUUCCCCAUCAAUCUACCAAUCCAAUCGAUACGCAGAACGGCCUGGAUCUCACACACUCCAAAGACAGCUCCAGCAGCUCUUUCGCCUUCACGAUUCAGGCCUCGACCAAACCUUCAUCGACGCUUUGCCAGUGUUCUUGUACAAAGAUAUCAUGGGUUUAAAAGAGCCAUUCGAUUGCGCCGUUUGUCUCUACGAAUUUUCCGAUCAGGACAGGCUGAGAUUACUCCCCAUCUGUAGCCAUGCUUUUCACAUCAGUUGCAUAGACACAUGGCUACUCUCAAACUCCACAUGUCCACUCUGCAGGGCCACCCUUUUGGGCUCCAGUUUCCCUUCCGAAAACCCUAAUCUCAACGAGAUUUUUGGGCAAGAACACAAUUAUCACAGACAACCAGAAAACACGGUUUCUGGAAAUCAUCAGAAACGAGUAACAACAACAAUGGAGGAAUCUGCAGGGGAAAUGAGAGUAUUGUCUGUGAGACUCGGGAAGUUCAAGAAACUAAACAACGAAGAAGAAGAAGAAGAAGAUGAUGAUGAUGAUGAAAUAGAAGAGAAAGGAGAAAGCAGUAGUCAAAAUAACCUUAACGCGAGAAGAUGCUACUCAAUGGGGACUUACCAAUACGUUGUUGGAGAAUCAGAUUUACAGGUGAUGAAGGAGAAGUUAAACAUAGAGAAUGUAAGAGGAAAUGGGGAAAUGGACGGGAAGAAAAUCAGUGGGAGAAGUAAAGGGGAAAGUUUCUCGGUGUCGAAGAUUUGGCAAUGGUCGAAGAAGAGUGAGUUGCCAAUUACGAGCAGCUCCAACAGUGAAUGGAAGACGGCAGUUGUGUGAAAUGUUCAUCAAUGGAGUUCCGAAUUGUAUCAGACAAAUGGGAUCAAAAUGAUUGUUGGUUUCUUCUAUUUGAUUGAAUUCAGUUUUCUGUUAGUAAGGAGCUCUCAAGUUGUGUGUAAAACUUGGAACAAUGAAGAACACAAUGGUAUCCAAUUACUCGAGUUUUAGAUCUGUCCUAACAAUGGCGAAUGAUGAUUUGAUCAAAUAUGGAGUUUUUCAAUUUUACGGAAA
Molecule: messenger RNA, 1511 nt
Organism: Cucumis sativus (cucumber)
Lineage: Eukaryota; Viridiplantae; Streptophyta; Magnoliopsida; Cucurbitales; Cucurbitaceae
Product: RING-H2 finger protein ATL46
Exons: 2
Coding region: 216-1280 (354 amino acids)
Source: RefSeq, a predicted model, not a curated record